UGCUCAGUGACAAUUUGUGUGUGAAAUCGUUUGUUUUGGGAAAGUUUUCCACUGUUUUUUCUGUGAUUUUCCACGUUUCUGUGCGUGAUUUUUCAUUGAAUUCUUGUGAAAAAGACCCCCAACCAUCAGACCAGUGUCCCUCGUCAUCUUCUGAAAAUGUCCACAGUGGAGGAGACUGGGCGGGAAGGGGGAGGGGAAGGGGAACAGGAUGUGGGGACAAGUGAAGUGAGUGUGUCGGAAGAGGAGGCAAAUGAGAUUGCUUCCGCUGGCUCAGCAAAAGCUGAGAGUAUUAUUGAGGAGGUGAAGGGCGAGGAGAAGGAUGAAGAGAAGGGAAAAUUGGAGGAGGGGGAGGCGUCAUCGAGUGGUGGAGGCCAAGUACUGAGUGAUUCUGGGGAUGUGGGAGAGAAGAAGACAAUGAAUGAGGAGUACGCGAAGCACAUUGUGAGGGAUGAAAGUGGUGCGGCAAUUUACGUGGAUCCUAGCACAAAGUUGAAAUAUCGCUGGAACGAGGAGGCAAAUAAGUGGGAGCCACAAGAGGGCGCCUCGGAGGCGAAUCCCUAUGAGACUGAGCACUAUCGCUGGUGCCCGGAGAAGGGGGAAUGGGUGUUGAAGGAGGAGAAGUUAGAGAAUGAAUUCUAUACUUGGUCCACGGAAAAGGGUGAAUGGGUGCCAAAGGUGCAGAUGGGAGGGACGGAAAACACUCCUGGGAAAUCGUAUGUGGACAAAGAUGGUGUCCGCUAUGCAUGGGAUGCGGAAAAGAAUGCCUGGUUUCCCGAAAUCGAUGAGAAUUUUAUGGCUCACUACCAGAUGAAUUAUGGAUUUGUGGACAAUACAAGUGUUGAAGAAAGGCCGGAAAAAGUUGAGGUGGCACUGGAGGAUGAGAAGAAAAAUGAGAUUGAGAUGGAGGGAGAAAAAAAACCACAAGGAGUUAAGAGAAAAGCACCCCAGGAGCCCCCCAAAUGGUUUGAUUUACCGCCAGAGCAGAAUACUAAAGUUUAUGUGUCGAAUUUGCCGGAAGACAUCACGGAGGAGGAGUUUGUGAGUGUUAUGUCCAAGUGCGGUAUGAUUAUGCGGGAUAUUCAGACGCAGAAGCUCAAAGUGAAAUUGUACGCUGAGGCCGAUGGGCAGCUUAAGGGUGACGGAUUAUGCGACUAUAUUAAGGGUGUCAUCAUUAAGGAAGUGAUUGAUGGUGCCCAGUGUGAUGUCUGCAAGGAUCUUUGCCCUGGAUUUGAGCCCCAUUCGUGGAGGAAAACGUGCCAGGCGUGCAAAUGUCCACGCGACACUCACGCUGUCUACCAUCAGCAAUUAACGUCCGUGAGGGACAGGCUGGGCUUCAAGUCGGACUCUCACACGUCCAAAAUCGAUGCCCGGCAGCUGGGUUACACUUGGGCUCCUCCAGGGCUUCUAACCUCAGCCAAGGUCAAGAAGUACUUUGAUGCCAUUCCACAAGAGAAGGUGCCCAAGAUUGGGACGAGUGGUGAGAGGUACAGGGACAAACAGUUGGCAUUCCAGCUGCCCAAGCAGGACCUGGCCAUGACCUACUGCAAGCACGUGGAGACGCAGCACAGAAGCUCCUAUGAGGACUUUGUGUCGGCCAGGAAUGAGAUCGCCCUGGACAUUGGCUUUGUGAAGGACUCUCCGACGUCCACAAAGUGCGUAGGAUGCAGUGAGGGUCUGAAACAGGGCGAUUUGGCUGUGAUUGCUCCCAAAUUCCGUGAUCAUAUGAUGUGGCAUCCGCGAUGUUUUUGCUGCACUGCCUGCCAGGAACUCCUGGUUGAUCUCACGUACUGCGUCUUCGAGGACAAGCUGUACUGCGAGAGGCACUAUGCCGAGAUGCUGAAGCCCAGGUGUAAUGCCUGCGAUGAGUUAAUUUUCAGUGGCGAAUACACGAAAGCCAUGUCCAAGGAUUGGCACACAACCCACUUCUGCUGCUGGCAGUGCGAUGAAUCUCUCACUGGACAGCGCUAUGUCCUCCGUGAUGAUCAUCCCUAUUGCAUCAAGUGCUAUGAGAAUGUCUUUGCCAACACUUGCGAGAGCUGCAACAAGAUAAUUGGAAUUGACUCCAAGGAUCUCUCGUAUAAGGACAAACACUGGCACGAAGCUUGCUUCCUCUGCAAUAAAUGUCGCAUUUCGCUGGUGGACAAGCAAUUUGGUUCGAAGGCAGAUCGAAUUUACUGUGGCAAUUGCUACGAUCAGCAAUUUGCCUCGAGGUGCGAUGGUUGUGGCGAGAUCUUCAGAGCUGGCACCAAGAAGAUGGAGUACAAGACGAGGCAGUGGCAUGAGAAGUGCUUCUGCUGCUGCGUCUGCAAGACACCCAUCGGAACCAAGUCCUUCAUCCCGCGCGAGCAGGAGAUCUACUGUGCCGGAUGCUACGAAGAGAAGUACGCCACGCGAUGCAUCAAGUGCAACAAGAUCAUCACCAGUGGCGGUGUGACGUACAAGAAUGAACCUUGGCACCGUGAAUGCUUCACAUGCACCCACUGCUCCACUUCUCUGGCCGGGCAGCGCUUCACUAGCCGCGACGACAAGCCCUACUGCGCUGAUUGCUUUGGGGAACUCUUUGCCAAGCGAUGCACUGCUUGCACCAAGCCAAUCACUGGAAUUGGCGGAACUCGAUUCAUCUCAUUUGAGGAUCGCCACUGGCACAACGACUGCUUCAUCUGCGCCCUUUGCAAGACAUCCCUCGUGGGACGUGGCUUCAUCACUGAUGCCACUGACAUCAUCUGCCCAGAGUGCGCGAAGCAGAAACUAAUCUAAGAAGGGAUUCAUCUUCAACGCCCUCCUGCCCCGUUCUUGUUCUUAUGACAGCAAUUCUAUAUUGUAAUAAUCCUUCGAAGGAGAUUGGUGGAGAUAUAAAAAAAAACAUGAUGGAAAUGUACUCAUUAGGGAUUUUCUAACAAGAAACAAAAAAAUAUUAUUAUAAAGAAAUGAUAUCCGCAAUUUUAUUCUCUCUGUCCUGCCCCAAUUUAAUAAUUCUCCCCUAAAACUAUUUUUUUUUCUAAUAAUGCCAUUAAUUUGCGGUAUAGAUUUUCUUUCUCUUAUGUAAUUAAUUUAUUAAAAAAACAAACAAUAAGUAAAAACAACGGAAUAGAUUGUAGAAAAGUGAGAAGAAGAAAUAAACGAAAAAUGACGAGCAUCGUGUGUGAGAUGAUUAUAAAAUAACUCAUUUAAAUUUAAUUAUAGAGACAAUCUAAUUUCAAGAUAUUUUUCACAAUGAAUUUAUUUAAAAAAAAAACAAGCCCCUGUUCUGAAACAAAAUAAAUAAAUAAAAAUUGUGAAGAUUAAACAAAAGCUUACAAAAAGAAGUCUUUCGUGAAAUUUUGACUCUAGUCAAAAUAAAUAAGAAAAAAAAGAAUUAAAAAUAUUUCUCUAUAUAAUUAGGAUUUAAAAGAAAUACCUUAAGUCAAUGAUCAAAAAAGAAUAUCUCUGUAUAAAAGAAUUAGUUAAUAAACAACGCAAAAGAGUUACAUUUAGUCAGUUUUCUUGCAAUAGCUGAACGCUUUGAUUUUUCUUUCUUUCAGUUUCUUUUUGGCAAUAAUGUGUCUCCUAGAAAGCGUAAUGAUUAAAUAAAUAGAAAAAAUAUGACAAUUUUAGAGAUUAUUAACAAUUAUUAAAAAAAAAAUUAAUGGAAAGAGGAAUAAUUGAAAAAUGAGGUAUAAAGAAUUAGAGGGAAAGGAGUAAUUAAAAAGAAAGAAAUCUAUCUCUAUUUACUUAAUACUACGGCCUAUUCACAAAAGUUGCCUUCUUUUAUAAAAAAAAAACUACUACAAAAAAAUGAUACAAAAAAGUGGAAUACUACAUAUUACAUUAAUAUCUCUUAGCGGUGUGUUUGUCGAAUAAAGAGCAAGAAAAAGAAGUGAAAAUUUCUGAUUUUAGAAGAGAAAAGCAUAAUCAUCGAAAGUGCAUCUAUAUUUUCUUAAGCAGUAUCAUCAAAAAAAAGAAAAAUUAAAUAAAUUGUCUUUGGAACUUAGAAAAAUUCUUGAAGAACAAAAGGACGUUAAAAAAUUUAAACAAAAAGUCUUUAAUUUCAUGAGCAAAUAAUUUUUUUCUAGAUAAAAGAAAUUAAAUUUAGUGUAAAGAAUCAUAUGUUACUACAUGUUUACAUAACUGUUGCACAUCUUUUAUGUAUUUUACAUUUUUUUGUUUUCUUCUUUUCUUUUAUUGAACAAAUAAAUUUAUUAAAAUAUUAA
Messenger RNA from Phlebotomus papatasi, 4190 nucleotides. Its product is annotated as four and a half LIM domains protein 2-like. The coding region runs from base 157 to 2757 and encodes 866 amino acids. The transcript has 9 exons. NCBI's taxonomy places the organism in Eukaryota, Metazoa, Arthropoda, Insecta, Diptera, Psychodidae. Gene Ontology annotation, cellular component: Z disc; nucleus. Gene Ontology annotation, molecular function: nucleic acid binding; transcription coregulator activity; zinc ion binding. The record is from RefSeq and is a predicted model, not a curated record.